AUGAGUAAGCGUACCAUACGUGGACAAACUUUAUAUAACAAGGAAUGGGAGACCCGAUUUCCCUGGCUUGAAUCACAUCCCCAGGAUCAAUAUGCUGCAAGAUGCAAAUGGUGCAAUCACUGCUCAAUUGCUGUUGCUAGCAUGGGAAUUACAGCCAUAAAAAGUCAUGAAAAAGGCAACAAGCAUGGGAGAGCAUCCGAGGCAUAUAAAAAAACUGUGCCUUUGAUAAAUCAAUGGAUUGUUAGACCUAAAAUUCUGCCCACAAAAGAUUCAGAACCUUCAAGCUCUAAAUCUGCAGAUGACCCAUCCAUUGGAAAUCAAUCUUUGGCUGAAUGCAAGAAAACUCAAAUGGACUUAUUGCAGGGCCCAGCUUCCCAGUCCGUCCCAAAUGAUCAUCAGAAGAAGACGCUUGAAUUCUACUUAAUAAAGAAAUCCGUCGCUGCAGCUGAAAUAAGGUGGUGUUUGCAGACUGUUAUAUCACAUCGUUCCCUUCGCAAUUCUGAAAAGGACUGCAUUUUGAUGAAAGCGAUUUUCCCCGAUAGUAAAAUAGCGGAAAAUCUAAGACUGAAAAAAGAUAAAAUUUGCUACGGAAUAACAUACGGCUUAGGUCCUUAUUUUCGGUCUGAAUUAAUCGAGAAGAUAAAAAACUGUGACUUAUACGUGGUUGGUUUUGAUGAAUCUCUAAACAAAUACGCUCAGUCGCAACAAAUGGACGUCUCAGUCAGAUAUUGGGAUUCACAAGAGAAUGAGGUUAAAACGCGAUAUUUAACUUCUGUAUUUUUGAAAAGUGCUAAAGCCAACGAUAUUUUAGAAGGCUUGAAAAAAGCUCUUGUCGAAAGCAGUAUGAAAAAGAUUUUGCAAAUCUCGAUGGAUGGUCCAAAUGUCAAUUUCAAAGUUUUGAAAUUACUUUCUGCAGAAUUACGACCCGAAAAAGACGAUCCUCAACUUUUGGAUAUUGGCUCAUGUGGCAUCCACACUCUUCAUGGUGCUUUUAAAACUGGAAUAAUGGCAACUGGAUGGAACUUGAUUGAUCUCUUCAGAGCUUUAUACAAUUUUUUUAAAGAUGUUCCUGCUCGGCGAGGAGAUUACAUUCGGAUUACCAAUUGUAACCUGUUUCCACUAAAAUUUUGCAGUAUCAGAUGGCUCGAAAAUGCACCUGUUGCGCAAAGAACUUCGGUCAUUUUACAAGCAAUCAAAAAAUACUCUGAAUCUUUUGCAAACCGACCAAAGAACGAGCACCCGAAGUGUAAAAGUUUUGAAAUACUCCAAAAAUUGGUCAACGAUGAGCUUCUCCCUGCGAAACUGGCGUUUUUCGAAAUGUUCGCCCGAGAAAUCGAACCGUUUCUUAAUGAAUUUCAAAGUGACAAGCCGUUGGCACCAUUUCUUCACACUGCUUUAACUGAGAUUGUUCAUAAUGCAAUGACCCGCAUCAUCAAGAAAGAAGUUUUGGAUUCUACGCCUAUCAAGAACAUUGAUAUAAACAAUAGUAAAAAUCUCAAGUUCACUAAAGACGUUGAAGUGGGUUUCGGAGCUAGAAAAUUAUUGAAAUCCAAAACUUUGUCCCAGAAAGACAUUAUUCUGUUCCAGCAGGAUUGUAUGAAAUGCAUUCAAAAGUUCAUAUCAAAACUUUUCGAUCGGUCUCCAUUAAAAUAUCCUUUGACGCAAGCCAUCACGUGCAUUAAUCCAGACAUCGUUGAAAUCGGCGGCGAAAAACGUUUGAAAAAAGCGCUCGAAAUCUUCGUCGAAAAAAAUCUUCUGAUCCCCAGCAUGGCUGAAUCUGUUACCCGAGAGUAUUCCAGGUUCAUCCGCAUUAGCACUGUCAAGAAUGAAAUGAAGAAUUAUUCUCGAAAAGAAACACGUCUCGAUCAUCUGUGGAUGAAAAUUCUCGGCUCGAUGGAUGAAUUCCAAAAUUUGAAGAUUUUUGUGAAAAUGAUUCUCAUAUUAUCACAUGGCAAUGCGGCAGUUGAAAGAGGAUUUUCCGUCAAUAAAGAAUGCCUCGUGGAAAAUCAAAAAGAGGCAUCUUUGAUUGCUCAACGACACGUUUAUGAUGCUGUGAUGGAACGUGGUGGUAUUCUAAAAACAGAGGUCAAUCAGUCCAUGGUACACGCGUUUCAAAACUCCCACAGCAGGUACACUGAAAUGCUCAAAGAACAACGGCAAAGGAAAGAAACAGAGAUAGUUCAAGAAGAAAAGAAAAGACAAAUAUCCAGAGAAGUUCGAGAAUUGGAAAAAGAAAAAGUGUCUUUGGAUAGCAAACGGGACAUGAUUGUUGAAGAAAUUAAUGAGAAAAAACGAAAAUUAAAUUAA
Brassicogethes aeneus is the source of this 2307-nucleotide messenger RNA. The record is from the annotation of a GenBank genome assembly. Lineage: Eukaryota; Metazoa; Arthropoda; Insecta; Coleoptera; Nitidulidae.